AUGUCAACGUCUGCACCGGCCACUUCUGCGCCGCGCAAGCCUAUGCCUUCUGCACUGAAGUUCGAUCUGCAUACAAAAUGUUCAACCACGAAAGCUCGUGCCAGUACUCUGCAUCUUCCUCAUGGCUCCGUUCCUCUUCCGAUCUUUAUGCCGGUUGCGACGCAGGCGUCCCUCAAGGGUUUGACGUAUGAUCAGCUAAAGCAGACCGGAUGCAUGCUGUGCUUGAAUAACACCUACCAUUUGGGGUUGAAACCUGGGCAGGCGGUCUUGGACGAGGUGGGCGGUGCGCAUAAGUUGCAGGGCUGGGAUCGAAAUAUCCUUACCGAUAGUGGCGGUUUUCAAAUGGUUUCCUUGCUCAAACUUGCUACUGUCACGGAGGAGGGUGUUCGAUUCCUUAGCCCUCACGAUGGUACACCUAUGCUGCUCACUCCGGAACACUCUAUCUCCCUGCAGAACUCGAUAGGCUCGGAUAUUAUCAUGCAGCUCGAUGAUGUUAUCGCGACCACAUCGCCGGACCACGCGAGGAUUGAGGAGGCCAUGGAGCGAUCGGUGCGGUGGUUGGAUCGGUGCAUCGACGCGCACAAGUACCCCGAGAGACAAAACCUGUUCUGUAUCAUCCAAGGAGGAUUGGAUUUAGAAUUGCGGAGGAAGUGCUGCGCUGAGAUGGUAGCGCGAGAUACCCCGGGCAUUGCCAUCGGCGGACUCUCCGGAGGAGAAGCUAAGGAGGAGUUCUGUAAAGUGGUCGACACUUGUACUGGGCUUCUUCCGGAUCAGAAACCGAGAUAUGUGAUGGGUGUCGGCUACCCCGAGGACUUGAUUGUAGGAGUUGCACUCGGUGCGGACAUGUUUGACUGCGUUUGGCCCACGAGGACAGCUCGAUUUGGAAACGCGGUGGUCCCAUCUGGCACUCUCAACCUUCGCAACCAAAAUUUUGCCCAGGACUUCGGGCCAGUGCAAGAAGGCUGCACUUGUACCAUCUGUCGACCCAAAGAUCAGGGUGGUCUAGGAAUUACACGGGCCUACAUACACCAUUUAGCGGCCAAGGAAACGGUUGGCGCUCACCUCCUUACAAUCCAUAAUGUUCAUUAUCUACUUUCCCUGAUGGGCGCUGCGCGACAGGCUAUCUUGGAGGACCGAUUCCCGGCAUUUUUACGGGAGUUCUUCAGCAAGCUUUAUGGAGAAAAAUCUAAUCCAUCACGUGCUCACGUGCCGCCAAAGAUGUCACCCUCCGCUGAGACACCAUCAACUGGCACAAGCAACGGCAGCACACCGAACCCAGCACACAACCCCAACCAUGAAGAACACCAAUAUCUCAACCUCAUUCGCACGAUCCUCGCCUCAGGCGAAUACCGACCCGACCGCACAGGCACAGGCACACGCUCUAUCUUCGCACCCCCUCAGCUCCGCUUCUCACUUUCAAAACCGGCUCCCAACCCAGCCGAUGACCCCAUUCCCGUCCUCCCCCUCCUGACCACCAAACGCGUCUUCCUCCGCGCCGUCGUCGCCGAGCUCCUCUGGUUCAUCUCCGGCUGCACCUCGUCCCUGCCACUCUCCGACCAAGGCGUCAAGAUCUGGGACGGUAACGGCAGCCGCGAGUUCCUCGACAAAGUCGGCCUGGGCCAUCGCGACGUAGGCGACCUCGGUCCCGUAUACGGCUUCCAAUGGCGACACUUCGGGGCCGAGUACGUCGACGCCAAAACCGACUACACAGGCCAAGGAGUCGACCAGCUCGCCGAGGUCGUGCACAAGUUGAAACAUAAUCCUUUCGACCGCCGUAUUAUCAUGAGUGCCUGGAACCCUGCCGAUCUCAAGAAGAUGGCCCUCCCGCCCUGUCAUAUGUUCGCCCAGUUCUACGUCUCCUACCCCAAUGGUCAAGACCAGAAGGGUCAUCUCCAUUGCCAGCUCUAUCAGCGCUCGUGUGACGUGGCUCUCGGCGUGCCGUUUAAUAUCGCCUCCUACGCUCUCUUGACGCAUAUGCUCGCUUAUGCCGUGGACUUGCAUCCCGGUACCUUUGUUCAUGCCAUGGGUGAUACCCAUGUCUACCUGGAUCAUGUUGAGCCCUUGCAGGAGCAGCUGGUGAGGGAGCCGACUGAGUUUCCGGAGUUGAAGAUUCGUCGCGAUGAUCGGGGUAGUGGGGUGGUUGAUGGCUGGAAGCCGGAGGAUUUGGAGGUCGUCGGAUAUAACCCUCAUAAGGCUAUCAAGAUGAAGAUGAGCGUUUAG
This is a messenger RNA of Aspergillus pseudotamarii, 2220 nucleotides long. RefSeq names its product tRNA-guanine(15) transglycosylase-like protein. The record is from RefSeq and is a predicted model, not a curated record. Gene Ontology annotation, molecular function: thymidylate synthase activity; tRNA-guanosine(34) queuine transglycosylase activity. The transcript is spliced from 10 exons. Gene Ontology annotation, cellular component: cytosol. Gene Ontology annotation, biological process: dTMP biosynthetic process. Lineage: Eukaryota; Fungi; Ascomycota; Eurotiomycetes; Eurotiales; Aspergillaceae. The coding region runs from base 1 to 2220 and encodes 739 amino acids.